Molecule: messenger RNA, 546 nt
Organism: Sordaria macrospora k-hell
Lineage: Eukaryota; Fungi; Ascomycota; Sordariomycetes; Sordariales; Sordariaceae
Source: RefSeq, a predicted model, not a curated record
AUGUCGGGCGAACCACUCACCAAGGUCGACUCCGCCGUCCAAGGCCUCGAAGCCACAUCACCUCCAAAGGAGGGCCACAUCCACAAGCACCGACGAGCCAGCUCGAGUGCCAAUGGCGUCAUGAACAUCAAUGACCUGGAGACCCAAGGAAUUGACCUCCAAAUUGCCAAGGAGACGCAGAUGUUGGGGUGGAAGGUCAACACCUCACCUACGUCGAUAGACGACAAGGAGUACCUCAAGGUCAUGCUCACAACACCGCCAGUCAAGAAGAUUGACCUCUACUUCAAGACAGGGCUGCACGUAACAGCACGGAACCUCAAGGGCGUAACCAUCAGGGACGCCAUGGAUGCCAUCCACAAGUCGUUCAAGAAGAAGCCGGAUGACGAGCUACCCGAACCAUACCUUAGGGGCUUCGAGUGGGACAAGGAGGAGUCGUGGACAUCACUCAUUGUGCACUUGGCAACCAACCCCGGCACCAUGAAGCCCGCCGGCGGCUCCUCCAAGAAGAAGAAGAAGGCUGCCGCCGCCGAGGAAGAGGCCGCUUAA